Messenger RNA from Hemiscyllium ocellatum (epaulette shark), 564 nucleotides. RefSeq names its product ribosomal protein S14 (gene rps14). The transcript has 5 exons. Gene Ontology annotation, biological process: ribosomal small subunit assembly; translation; maturation of SSU-rRNA from tricistronic rRNA transcript (SSU-rRNA, 5.8S rRNA, LSU-rRNA). Bases 62 to 517 code for a protein of 151 amino acids. Gene Ontology annotation, cellular component: cytosolic small ribosomal subunit; ribosome. The record is from RefSeq and is a predicted model, not a curated record. Lineage: Eukaryota; Metazoa; Chordata; Chondrichthyes; Orectolobiformes; Hemiscylliidae. Gene Ontology annotation, molecular function: mRNA 5'-UTR binding; small ribosomal subunit rRNA binding; structural constituent of ribosome.
UCCCGCCCUCCCGUGCCCUCUGACCCUCCUUUCCGGCUGUGGCUCUGCUGCGAGCGGCAGAAUGGCUCCUCGUAAGGGUAAGGAAAAGAAGGAGGAGCAGGUGAUUAGCCUGGGACCACAGGUGGCUGAGGGAGAGAAUGUUUUUGGAGUCUGCCAUAUCUUUGCUUCCUUCAACGAUACGUUUGUCCAUGUAACAGACCUGUCUGGCAAGGAAACUAUCUGCCGUGUCACUGGUGGGAUGAAGGUGAAGGCUGACAGAGAUGAGUCCUCCCCAUAUGCUGCCAUGUUGGCUGCUCAGGAUGUGUCCCAGAGAUGCAAGGAGCUGGGUAUCACUGCCCUGCACAUCAAGCUGCGUGCCACUGGAGGCAACAGGACCAAGACCCCCGGACCCGGUGCCCAGUCAGCAUUGAGAGCCCUGGCUCGAUCUGGGAUGAAAAUCGGCCGGAUUGAGGAUGUUACUCCUAUUCCAUCAGACAGCACUCGCAGAAAGGGAGGUCGCAGAGGUCGCCGUUUGUAAUUGUUUUCUGUAUGUUUCAGUGUAACUAAUAAAAAGAGUUCUUCUGA